UUCACCAUGUCCGGCCGCGGUAAGGGUGGUAAAGGCUUGGGCAAGGGAGCUGCCAAGCGCAAUCGUAAAAUGUUUCGGGAUAAUAUCCAAGGUAUUACCAAGCCAGCUAUUUGUCGCUUGGCUCGACGCAGUGGGGUGAAGUGUAUUUCGGGGCUGAUCUACAAAGAGACCCGGGGAUUGCUGAAGGUGUUCUUGGAGAACGUGAUCCGCGAUGUUGUCACUUACACUGAACAUGCAAAGCGAAAGACUGUAAUGGUUACGGAUGUGGUUUAUGCCCUGAAGAGCCAGGGUCAUACUGUCUAUGGUUUUGGUGGCUAA
Molecule: messenger RNA, 318 nt
Organism: Gopherus flavomarginatus (Mexican gopher tortoise)
Lineage: Eukaryota; Metazoa; Chordata; Testudines; Testudinidae
Product: histone H4-like
Exons: 1
Coding region: 7-318 (103 amino acids)
Biological process (GO): nucleosome assembly
Molecular function (GO): DNA binding; protein heterodimerization activity; structural constituent of chromatin
Source: RefSeq, a predicted model, not a curated record